AUGGCACUCUUAGCCUCGCUCGCCGUUGGCUUCGUAGCCUUUAUCCACGUCUACAUUCUUGUCCUCGAAAUGUUUCUCUGGGCCACCCCUCGCGGCCUCAAAGCCUUUGGCCUUUCAAAAGAUUUAGCCAUCAAAACGAAAGCUCUUGCCGCGAAUCAGGGCCUCUACAACGGCUUCCUGUCCGUCGGACUCGUGUGGGGCUUACAGCAUCCGGUUCCAGAAUUUGGGAAACAGAUCCAGUUAUUCUUCUUGGCUUUUGUUGCAACCGCGGGGAUAUUUGGAGCUGCUACGGCGAAGGCUAAGAUUCUUUUCGUGCAGACUGUUCCGGCUACUCUCGCGAUUGGAGUGGUCUUUUGGGAGAUCGACGAAAGGUGUGGUCUUGGCCCAUGGGCUAUGACAUGUGACACUUGCGAGGAGAUUUUGCAUAUGAUUGCCAAUGAUAGAGAUAGGGGGUUUCAUCUCUUAGGAAAAGAGAUGGUUGAUAGAAGCAAAUUCUGGUCACGUGGAUAA
Lachnellula hyalina is the source of this 510-nucleotide messenger RNA. RefSeq lists its product as uncharacterized. NCBI's taxonomy places the organism in Eukaryota, Fungi, Ascomycota, Leotiomycetes, Helotiales, Lachnaceae. The transcript has 2 exons. Bases 1 to 510 code for a protein of 169 amino acids. The record is from RefSeq and is a predicted model, not a curated record.